This is a messenger RNA of Megalobrama amblycephala (Wuchang bream), 2366 nucleotides long. Its product is annotated as deleted in malignant brain tumors 1 protein-like. NCBI's taxonomy places the organism in Eukaryota, Metazoa, Chordata, Actinopteri, Cypriniformes, Xenocyprididae. Bases 1 to 2229 code for a protein of 742 amino acids. The transcript is spliced from 9 exons. Gene Ontology annotation, cellular component: membrane. The record is from RefSeq and is a predicted model, not a curated record.
AUGGGUGGGGAGGAGGAGUUCAUCAGCGCUGACAACGGUGUGAAUGUGAGGUUGGUUGGUGGUCACAGUCGCUGUGCUGGUAGAGUGGAGGUUCAUCAUAGAGGUCAGUGGGGAACAGUGUGUGAUGAUUUCUGGGAUUUGGCUGAUGCUGCAGUGGUGUGUAGAGAGCUGGACUGUGGAGAACCUGUAGAUGCUCUGGAUGAUGCUCAUUUUGGAACAGGAUCAGGACCAAUCUGGAUGAGUUUUGUCAUGUGUACUGGAUCAGAAUCUACACUGAAGAACUGUGGGUCAGGAGGAUGGGGUCAAAGCACCUGUGAUCAUAAUAAAGAUGCUGGAGUCAUCUGCUCAGGAGUCAGGCUGGUUGGAGGUUCUCGCUGCUCUGGGAGGUUAGAGAUACUUGAUGAUCAGGCGUGGGUUUCAGUGUGUGCUGCUGCCUUUGACCAGCAGGAUGCAGAGGUUGUGUGUAGAGAGCUGGACUGUGGGGCUCCUGUACAGGUGCUGGGAGAAGAUGCUUUUGGAAAAGGAGACGCUCAGAUGUGGACACAAGAGAUUCAGUGCAGAGGAAAUGAGUCUCAGAUUCACCUCUGUCCAACAUCACCAUCACAUGAAAACAACUGUUCACAUGAACACAACAUUGGUUUGCAGUGUACUGACAUAAUAAAUGUGAGGUUGAUUGGUGGUCACAGUCGCUGUGCUGGUAGAGUGGAGGUUCUUCAUAGAGGUCAGUGGGGAACAGUGUGUGAUGCUGGUUGGGAUUUGGCUGAUGCUGCAGUGGUGUGUAGAGAGCUGGACUGUGGAGAACCUGUAGAUGCUCUGGGGGAUGUUCAUUUUGGACUGGGAUCAAAGCUGAUUUGGAAGAAAAAUGCAAUGUGUACUGGCUCAGAGUCUACACUUAAGAAUUGUGGAUUCAUUCAAUCAACUGAUCCUGAUGCGUGUCUUGAUAAUGUAGCCCAAGUCAUUUGUUCAGGAGUCAGGCUGGUUGGAGGUUCUCGCUGCUCUGGGAGGUUAGAGAUACUUAAUAAUCAGACGUGGGUUUCAGUGUGUGCUGCUGCCUUUGACCAGCAGGAUGCAGAGGUUGUGUGUAGAGAGCUGGACUGUGGGGCUCCUGUACAGGUGCUGGGAGAAGAUGCUUUUGGAAAAGGAGAUGCUCAGAUGUGGACACAAGAGAUUCAGUGCAGAGGAAAUGAAUCUCAGAUUCACCUCUGUCCAACACCACCAUCACAUAAAAACACCUGUUCACAUGAAAAUGAUGCUGGCUUGGUGUGUGCAGACAUUAUGAGAGUGAGGUUGGUUGGUGGUCACAGUCGCUGUGCUGGUAGAGUGGAGGUUCAUCAUAGAGGUCAGUGGGGAACAGUGUGUGGUUCUGGUUGGGAUUUGGCUGAUGCUGCAGUGGUGUGUAGAGAGCUGGACUGUGGAGAACCUGUAGAUGCUCUGGGUGAUGCUCAUUUUGGACCAGGAUCAGGACCAAUGUUGAUGGGUGGUACAUUUUGUGCUGGAUCAGAGUCUACACUGAAGAACUGUGGGUCAGAAGGAUGGGGUAAACAUGCAUGUACUUACAAUUCUGAUGCUGGUGUCAUCUGUUCGGGUCAUAAAGCUUCCAGACUCGUUAAUGGAUCUCAUCUCUGCUCUGGGAGGUUAGAGAUACUUGAUGAUCAGACGUGGGUUUCAGUGUGUGCUGCUGCCUUUGACCAGCAGGAUGCAGAGGUUGUGUGUCGAGAGCUGGACUGUGGGGCUCCUGUACAGGUGCUGGGAGAAGAUGCUUUUGGAAAAGGAGACGCUCAGAUGUGGACACAAGAGAUUCAGUGCAGAGGAAAUGAGUCUUAUAUUUCAUUUUGCUCAAUAUCAUCAUCACAUAAACACAACUGCACCAGUGACAAUAAUGUGGGCCUGAUCUGUUCUGGUUACACAGAGGCCAAACUGAUGAAUGGUUCAGACUCUUGUUCUGGAAGGGUGGAGCUUCGGUUCCUCAAUAAGUGGGGCACAGUGUGUGAUGCAUGCUGGGAUAUGAGAGCUGCCAGUGUCCUCUGUAGACAGCUGAAUUGUGGGAUUGCUGUGUCUGUUGUGGGAUCAGACUGGUUUGGCGAAGGAAGUGAUGAAAUCUGGGCUGAUGUGUUUGAUUGUGACGGAAAAGAAAAAAAACUCUCAGAAUGUUCCAUCUCUUCAUGGAGUCGAGCUGAAUGUUCUCAUAGACGAGAUGUUGGAGUUGUCUGCUCUGGUAAACUUGUUUGACAUUAUACUGAAAAACUCUCUAUAUAACAUAUAAGCCAUUUUUUAUAAUGUUGUAGCACAAUUCUUGUUUUAGUAAUAAAAUGAUAAAUUAAAAAUAAAGAUCUUCCCUCCAGGCUCCUCUCUGGCUGUUCAUGACG